AGUUGCAACCUGUCCAAGUUGUUCUCUUGUUGUUAAAGUCAUCUAUGAUCCAGAAGAUUUUGUUAAUUAUGAAGAGGAGGAAUCAGUAAAAACAUCUAAGGAAAAACUGCUGGAAAAACAUUAACUUGUCUAUAUUCUAAAAGGUAAAAAUGGGAGGAAGGGGUCGUGGUGGAAGAGGCAGAGGGCGGGGAAUGACUCUCGAACAGCUUGGAGUUCAGAGAGGGGAAGUGUUGCCAGACAACGUUGUUGGUCCCCCAGAAACUUAUCCGCCUCUAGAGUUUCGCCCUUGCCACCCACCUCAAAAGGAGAAUGUCGAGGAAUAUAUUUUGUGUAUUAAGAAGGAAUUCCAAGAGCAUAUGCAAAAUUCCCAGUAUUUUAUCCAGCCAGAAGUAAAAUGCCCUGACAUUGAAAGGUAUUCCGAUAGGUACCAAGUGCUUACCAGCCAUCGUGGGCGACUGAUGCUCAAUUGGUCACACUUUCCGAAAGAGCUUCAACCUCUUACUCCAGCAGUAGCCACUAAGAGGAAAUCAAAGGUCAAAAAAGUGAAUGUCAAUGUCAAGAAAGCCAAAGUAAAAGAUAUUAAUGUGAAGGAAACUUUAGAAAAGUUAGAAGAGAAGGAAGCUGCAGUGGGAAACGAAAGUGAGGAAGAGGAAGGAGAAGAUGACGAUGUUGAAAAUAAAGUUGAAGAAGUUGAUGAAGAGUUGGAAGUGGAUGAAGAAUUAGAUGAUGGUACCGACUACAUUAAUAACUAUUUUGACAAUGGUGAAAGUUACCUUGAUGAAGAGGAUGAUGCUCUUGAAGAAGGUGGUGUAUUUUGAAGGUGUCAUUUUUUGUCUAUGGAUACUCGAAAAUUGCUUUACUUUGGCAACGAAGCACACAUAAUGAGUGGAAAGUUGUGACUUCGAAAUGUGAUACUGAAUUUAUACUUUAGCACGUUAGUUUAUUGCAGUCAAAUGUUUUGUUAUAUUACAUUCACUUGUAUCUGUUAAAUAUACAAGUCUCUGAAACCAGUCCUUGAAAGGAAUAUUGUUAGUCUUCAGAAUAGAUCUAAUGUAUUCAUUAAGAACAAACACUUCAGGACAGCCUUAUGUUACCCUGGUAUUCUGGUUACCAAACCACUAUUUAGUAAUACCAAAAAACAUUAGCUUCAUGUUGACAAUAUUUUGCUGUGCGUUUUCUGUCAGCAAGUGCAAGGGAUAUUUUUGAGAAGCUAAUGAAAUUGGAAAAAUCAGUUUUAAAAUUAAAUACCACAACACUG
Messenger RNA from Macrobrachium nipponense, 1258 nucleotides. It is a transcript of the gene Polr3G, whose product is annotated as DNA-directed RNA polymerase III subunit RPC7-like. Lineage: Eukaryota; Metazoa; Arthropoda; Malacostraca; Decapoda; Palaemonidae. The coding region runs from base 150 to 818 and encodes 222 amino acids. Gene Ontology annotation, cellular component: RNA polymerase III complex. The record is from RefSeq and is a predicted model, not a curated record. Gene Ontology annotation, biological process: transcription by RNA polymerase III. The transcript is spliced from 3 exons.